AUGUUGGCCCGCAUCAAGGAGUAUUUCGAAGACAGAGGCGUUACGGCGAGCAACCUUCCCAAGGUCAUCGUCGUGCACGAAUGCUUGAGCGUGGCCUUCCUGGCGCUUACCUGGGCUGUCUGCUAUCAAAUACAGCCUACGCAGGGCCCAGUGCUCGCGCCCAUCAACAAAACAAUCCAAAACAGCAACAACGCCUUCAUCGUCCGGAGUCGCCAGUCCUUCGAGGCCCUCAUCUCCAAGUCGGAGAAGCGGCUUAGCCAAGAUUGGCUCAACAAGAGAGGAAUCGACUCCGGGAGAAUGGCGAUCUCCCUAGCGGAAUCGACCCUGUUCCGAAAGCUCGCCAAGCCGGUCACCAUCCCGGGAAAGCUCUGGCUCACGCUCAAGCUCUCGCAAACAUUCCUUGUCGGCGACGACCGCGACAACGGCAAUGAAAGCACCAACAGUGGUACCAGAAGGCCGUUGGUAAAAGAAGCAGCUUCGGGGACCAGAGGAUGGGGGUGGCUGAGGAAGGGAAGACGAUCUGGAAAGAGAGGGAAAACGAUUUGCCCCCCCGGGAGGAGGGGGGGUGGGAGGGCGCCCGGCUGCUUUGUUGUCUUACCGCAGGCCGCUUCUGGCCCGUUUUUGCGAUCCUCGAAGGAAAUUUGUAGGUAGAAGACUUACUCUAGGGCACACGCUGCAGAACUCCCAAAGCUUGGAGGGGCCCGGCCUAGCGAUGGCUCGCCCUUUUUUCGGUCCUUUGUGAUACUCCACAGUUGCCCGUAGAGCAGUGGAGGUGGCGGUAUAUCGUAUCGCGGUGUAGUGACCGACGAAAAUCACCACGUUAUUUUGGGACCCGCGCUACUGGGGGAGGCUACGGUUGCUGUGCCAACGUUUUUUUUCCGCGGUACAUGGGGCACCGCGUUAUUCGGGACCGCGAUAUAUUGGGACCACUUCUGUAGUCGGUCUUGUUUGUUGCCCUCUUUCCCUACCUCGCUUUGCGCAACUAGCGGGGUCGUCUGGAGUAUUUUCUGUGCAAUUGCACCAAUGAAAGCUUGUCUGUUUGCCAACGGAGACAACGUCGGUCGCGACAAUAUGA
Messenger RNA from Ectocarpus siliculosus, 1075 nucleotides. NCBI's taxonomy places the organism in Eukaryota, Phaeophyceae, Ectocarpales, Ectocarpaceae. The record is from the annotation of a GenBank genome assembly.